Lytechinus variegatus (green sea urchin) is the source of this 7128-nucleotide messenger RNA. RefSeq names its product dnaJ homolog subfamily A member 1-like. Gene Ontology annotation, biological process: response to heat; protein refolding. Gene Ontology annotation, molecular function: ATP binding; Hsp70 protein binding. The transcript is spliced from 7 exons. Lineage: Eukaryota; Metazoa; Echinodermata; Echinoidea; Temnopleuroida; Toxopneustidae. The coding region runs from base 216 to 1421 and encodes 401 amino acids. The record is from RefSeq and is a predicted model, not a curated record. Gene Ontology annotation, cellular component: cytosol; cytoplasm.
CUUAUUAGCCGGAUAUUGCUUAGCGAUUUCUGGAAAUACGGGCUGAGGGAAGAAAUACUGAGAGGAAAUUUUGAUUUUCGACAGAUUGUAACUUCCAAUUGAACAAUAAGUUGAAAUACUGACAUCAAUUCAAUACUAAAAACAGUUAGAAAAGUGACUUCUACACCUGAGGUGUUUAGUUCCCAGUUGUCAUUAAAAAACAGAAUUUAAGCAAGAUGGUGAAAGAAACUAAAUACUAUGAUGUUCUUGGUGUAAGGCCUAAUGCUACUGAGGCAGAAUUAAAGAAAGCAUACAGAAAACUUGCACUCAAGUAUCAUCCAGACAAGAACCCUGAUGAACCAGAAAAGUUCAAGGAAAUCUCCCUCGCAUAUGAAACUUUGUCGGAUCAAAAGAAGCGGAAAAUAUAUGAUGAAGGAGGGGAACAAGCUGUCAAAGAAGGAGGUUCAGGAGGGGGCAUGCAUGACCCCAUGGACUUGUUUGAUAUGUUCUUUAAGUUUGGGGGUGGGUCAAGAGGUCGGGAUAGGAGAGGCAAAGAUGUGAUUCAUCAGCUAGGAGUUACUCUGGAAGAACUGUAUAAUGGAUCCGUUAGAAAACUGGCUCUUCAAAAACAGGUUGUGUGUGACAAGUGUGAAGGAAGGGGAGGAAAGAAGGGAGCAGUAGAAAAGUGUGGAACAUGUCAUGGUACGGGUAUGCAGGUUCAUGUGCGACAACUACAUCCAGGAAUGGUUCAACAGAUUCAGUCUAUGUGCUCAGCAUGUGAAGGACAGGGAGAGCGCAUUAGUGCUAAGGAUAGGUGUAAAUCUUGUCAUGGUCAAAAGGUCAUUCGGGAACGCAAGAUCCUAGAAGUACAUAUAGAUAAAGGUAUGAAAGAUGGUCAGAAGAUCACAUUCCGUGGAGAAGGAGAUCAGGAACCUGGACUGGAGCCUGGAGACAUUAUUAUUAUCCUUGAUGAGAAACAACAUGAAACCUUCAGGCGGCGAGGUAACGACCUCCUCAUCAUGUCCUUUAAGAUUGACUUGGUAGAAGCACUCUGUGGAUUCCAGAAGGUCAUCAAUACACUAGAUAAGAGAGAGAUUGUUGUCAUGGCGCAUCCAGGUGAAAUCAUCAAACCAGGUGACAUCAAGAUGGUUGUGGGUGAAGGAAUGCCGCUCUAUAAGAAUCCCUUUGAGAAGGGGCGCCUCAUAAUUCAAUUCCAAAUUAACUUUCCAGAGAACAAUGUUAUCCAGGAGAGUAACCUUCGUAAACUAGAAACCAUCUUGCCUCCCCGUGAGGAGUGUAUUGUUACAGAUGACAUGGAGAUGGUCAACCUUACAGAAUACACUUUAGAACAUGAUUCACAACGUCACCGUGGAAGUGGGCAUGCAUAUGAGGAAGACGAUGAGGGUCACAUGCCACGUGGCAUGCAAUGUCAAUCACAUUAAUACACGUCUAAUGUUCCAUAAAGCUGAAUACAUUUGUAAGUCAUCUACCAGAUGUGUGAACGUAUACAACCACCUGAAAAUAUUUAAAGAAAAUCUUCUUUUUAAACUAUGUUCCCGGUUUUUGAUGCAAGAGCCUAAAUAAAAUUUCCAGUGCUAUGAUGUAUUGUCCCCUCAAAAUUUGGCAUAAAACAAACACAGGACAAGUAUUUUUAUCCUCCAUUGAUAUUAAAACAUUAACUUUGUUGCAAAUAAAUGCAGUACCUAAACUAAAUUCUGUCAUCUGUAUUUUCCAAUUAGUAUUCAACACAAUUAAAUUCCUUCUACCUGCCAAUGUGAAAUUAUAUGCUUAUUGUACCCAAUAUACUUUCUACUUUGUCAAAUAUUGGGCAUAGCUUAAAAGAAUGGUGCUUUUCAUAAUUUUGUUUUUCUCUCCCUUUUUUCCUUAGCAAUUUCUCCUCCCCCCCCUGUUAGAAUGAUGAUUUCUUUAUAGAAAACAGGAAAUGCAGUAUGAGAAUUACGAGAAGCAUUAUAACUGUUAUGUCUUCAUAUACAUGUAUGCACCUGAGAGCUUAAGUUCAGGUACACAAUUUUAAUUUAACAGGUACAUGUGUACAGAGAUGUCAACUGUUCCUUUAUGCAGUAUUCCAUACCUUUGAAAAAAUGAUGCCACCUUCAUUACAAAAUUAUUAGUUCUCCACACUCAUAUUGUUUUAGGAAUAUUGCAGAAAAGUUGAAACUAUUGUUUUCCACCCAAAAUACUUAUUUUCAUCCCUCUGAAUACUGUCAAUCUUUUGGUUAUCAUUCCUUGUAGUAAAUCUCUUGGUUUUGCACCCAUAAGAUUGUUAUGCACAAAUACAGCUAACAGGAGGCUAGACGACUAAGUGGAGAUGUAAUUACAGUGCCUCCCAGAUAAGAGCAUAAUAGCUGACUUGAGUAAACAAUGAAUCCCAAAUGCAAUAUUAUUAGGUACUUUCUUUUGCAUUGGUAUUCGAUGCUGGCUCCCUAUAUGACAAUGUUAUUAUUUUACCUCAUUUUCAAUUGUAAAAAAGAUGGCAUUCGUCUUGCAGAUAUUUUGUAUGUAAUUAUAUUUUCAUUUUAUGCAAAUAUUUGGUGAGAUAAGACUGUUAACUUGACUCUUCGAAUUAUUUUGGCUUAAUCUGAUGUCUAUUCUGACAUACAGUAUUGUUCAAAAUAUGUUACAGACAUAUCAUACUGUAAAGCACAGAGUUAAGGGCCCAAAUGCUACCACAACACUUUGGUAAGACAUUGAUCUCUUUUUUUGCUGCAGUCAACCCAGGUGAUGUCAAGGGAUACCUGAAAGGAAUUCAUGCUUUGGAUUGCAUAAGAGCAAUAUAUAUAUAUCUAUGCUAAAGCUAGGGUAAUAAUUAUUACCCUAGCACUCCUAAGACACCAAGAGUGUCACUGUUAUAUUCUAGCAGUUAUCAGAGGUAUAAGAACCUACUUUUUUUCUCUCAAUUUAUUUAUUCAUUUAAAUUCAAUAUAGUGUUUUGAUUUGGAAAUAAAGGUGAUUGUUAUUAAUACAGUAUUAUUAUUGAAUCAAAAUUCUAUGACAUUUUGAUCUCUGCAUAUUUGUAUAUAUGUGUUCAUGAUCUUUAAAUACAACGAGUAUGUAUUUUAUAGCUAAUAUUCCUAUUAAAUGAAUGUGUGGAAGGAUCAUGGUGCAGUGGUUCACACCCUGUCAAUUACUGGGUUGUGGGUUCUAAUUUAACACACUGUGUAGUUGAUAUACUUUAGACCUAUUCGGCGUGUUUCUACAGAGACUUGUUAAAAGGUAUUACCCGAAUAAGUAUCCAGAAUUCCGGAAAACUUUCCUGUUGAAACAGAUGCGAUGCGUUUUAUUGAUGAACCGCAUCGCACAAAACACGGUCUCUCAUAACCACCUCUGAGAGGUUGUUAUUGCCGUGUUCUGCGACGCGCAAUGUGAGUUAAUCGGAUUAUCUGCUCUGUAGACACAGGUUGGUUUAAGGGCGAUACAGUAUUUCGAUUCCUGGAAAAAUUCACAGUUUUUAACAAUUGUCUAUAGAAACAUGCCGAUUGUGUUGAUAUUGAGUCAGCUAAAGUGAAUGAGUGACCUGUAGUAUUUAUUUGUGGAAUACACAAAUCACUGCAGUUGCUUGAGGUAAAUGCUGCUAUUAGUGAUAUAUGCUUUCUGGGAGUGGCAUGAUAAAGAUAUAAGCUAUAAAUUUAUAGUAUUUAGAGGAGGCAGUCAAAAGUUAUUACCUUUUUUCUUUUUGUAAUGGUCAUUUGUAGAAUAUGUGCAUAUCAAAAUUCACCAUUAUGAUUUUUUUUAUUAUUGAAUGAUAUGGUGUACAUAAGUUUCAAUGUGAUAUGUACAGGAGAUAACAUGAGUGAGUAAUGAGAAGGAAACAUAUAUGCAAGAUACUUGCUGCAUGAGAUAGCAUAAAGCAGGUAAAACUUAAUUCUCACGUACAUUAAGGUAGCUUCAAUGUUUGAUUCAAAUGAUCUUGGAAGUAUUUGUGCAAUUAUGAUUGUUUCGUGAAAUGUCUAUCAAAAUGUACGUAGAAAGGUCUCCUUAUUCAUACAAUUUUUUUUUCUCCCAGAAAGAGAAAAUAUAAAUAUGUGUAGUAAUUAUUUAUUUCUUUGCAUUAUGAAAAGCAACAUGUAGGCAUACCCAUGGAUUUCACAUUUGUUUCCAGAGAAACCAAGAAAGGAUACUCUUUAUUACUUUGAAUAUUCUAAUCAUUUCCUAUUUAUAAAUAAAGGGGAUCCCAUAUUCAUUCAAAUACUGAUACUUGAAAUGUGUACGUGAUAUACAUGUAAGAUGGCUCAACAUUUGAAUGUAUUUAACAAACAAUGAGAUAUUUCUAAAUGCUAUUAUGAUGUAUAUCUAUUCAUCAUUAUGAACAACAAAACCAUUGCAUUUGUUGCAUAUAUAUUUUGCAAUUUUUGGCCUUUUGAUGGUGAAUACCAAAUUAAAGGCAGCUGAACCUGAUAUUGGUUUUUACAAAAAGAAAGAAAAUACUCCAAAGGAUUUGUUGCUCUAUUAAACUGGAAACUGUAUUACUGACUGUCCUGCAUUGAAGUGUAAAUUGAUGAAUACUAGAAUUGAAUUAUUAUGUGUUUUACCUGUUAUAUUUGAAUUGACCAAUUCCAUGUCCGUUUAUAUAGAUCAUUCCAUCAGUUCGAAUUUGGCAUUUUGCAUGAUAUAUUGAAAUGAGAUUUGUUAAGUUAAAAAAUGGGAAAUAUAAACAAACACAAGCAUUCAACAAAUUUUACAAGUUAGAGUCAUGAAUUUAUGUUUCUAGACUUUCAUGCAAUACACCCAGCAUUGUGAAUCUGUGGGGAAAUAAAUUUGAAGAGUUCUGGUUGUCACAUGCUCACUCAGAAAAUCAGCCAUAAUUACUGUCACUGAUGUAGUUUUUCACCUAAAACCUUUGCACAUACACACCUUUUUUUCAAAGCAUCAAAGUGAUAGUUGUUGGAAUUUCAGAACACCAAUAUUCUAUUAUUUGCUUUAAGAACAAAUGGAUAAGUGUUACAAUGCCGAUAGUAGAUCUUUGCUACCUGUUCAGCAAAGAAAGCAGUAUGCUAUGAUCAUUAUGAAAAGAAAAAUCAUGGUUUAUAAUAUAAAUGAUACAAAUGUAAAGAUGCAUGAAAAUAUAUGAAAUGCACCAGAGAAAUAUCUUGUGAUUCAUCUAUUUUAAUUUGUUGUUACAUGAAAUAUAGUUUUGUCUUUAGCAGGGAUGUUGAAUUCUUUUCAUGACCAGGGAAGGGGGGGGGGAGAUAGGUGUGGGGUUUGUAAUGACACCUGAAAAACAAGUUUAGUAAAAGAACAUCUUAAAAGAUUGAGCUGUGUUUGAUAUGUACUAUUUUUCAACAUGUAUAAAAGGGAAAGGGGUUUAGUAUUUCAAACCUAAAAAACAUGGUGUACAAGAUGGCUCUGCAGUGGUUGGAACUUGUGACAAAACUCUUCGAAAAUGAACUUGCUUUGUUUAUUUUAUUGUAAGUGAAACUUUGCCCGAUGUCAAAUUGAUAUUGAAAGUGGAAGGCCUACACUAGUAUUUUUUUUUAAUUAAAUCUAGUUGUAUUUUACUAGUUUAGUUACAGUUGUAUAGAAAUUGUGAUAUAACCAUAUCAUGAACAAAGACUUUCAGCAUUUUCCUAGACAACAGGCAAAUUCCAAGUUUACCUAGGCAUAUGUGGAGCGUUGUGGCCCAGUGGAUUAGUCUCCAGACUUUGAAACAGAGGGUCGUGGGUUCAAAUCUCAGCCAUGGUGUAGUUUCCUUCAGCAAGAAGUGCUGCACUCAACCCAGGUGAGGUAAAUGGGUACCUGGCAGGAAUUUAUUCCUUGAAAUGCCGAGCUCUGGAAAGACUGCUUGAGCUACAGCCGGGGUAAUAAUAUCCAAGUCCUUUGGAAGCGCAUAGAGAUGGUAUUCAUAAUGUGUUAUGCGCAAUACAAAAACUUACUGUUAUUAUUAUUUUUAUCAUGUACAUUGGUCUGUGGAGAAGGGCGUAGGGCACAACUUGAUUUUCAGUUCAUCUUCUGAUAUACUAUCACGACUCUACAUUGUCCAAUAGAAUGCAUAAAAAGUUUUUGCAUUCCUAGUACCCAUGUUUUAGAGUUGAGAGCAAAGGGCAUAUAUCAAAGAAUAAAAACAAGGAGAAAAUAAACAAGUGUUUAUAAUGAGAGUAGAUUUCAUAGCCCCCAAACUGAAUAAUAUACAUUUCCCUCAUCAUUUUGUUAAUGAACUUCUUUUUUCGGGUCUCAAGGAAAUAAUGGAUACCUACCCCACCUUCCUAUUCUGAUCACCUACCCUGGUCAUUGUCAUAUCAAUAUAAGAGUAUUCAGGUGAUUUUUAUUUGGUUUGUUAGGUUUGCAAUAAUUUUCUUAUAAAAACAACAUUAUAAGCUUUUUAUAUUUUUCCCCUUUUACAAUAUUUUUUUUUCUGAUCAUCAUUAAUGUGCAUUUUGGAGCAUUUGCUGUGAGAGAAGAUUAAGUCAUCGCUGUACAUCAUCACUCUUUUUCAGGUUUGUUUUAUGUGCCAAAUGGAUAUAUUUAGAAUUUCAAAUCUAAUCAAUUAUUUUAUGCUUCGCUUGUCUCAUGUUCAUAAUUUCCUGAAAAAUCAGUAGCAUGUUAAUUUUACAUUUUUAAAACAAAGUCAAAUGUAAUUGAAGGAGUAGCUGAAAUUAAAGAAAGAUAUGAUUUCUGAAUUCUUCCAUGGUGAUGACAAGGAUUUGUCUGGCUUUAAAAAAGAGUUAGCUCAACCUAUUAAUGAGAGAAAUUUGAAAAAAAGGUACGUUAAACCUUUAAGAUAUUUAGUCUGAAAUUGUAAGCAAUUUUAAAUGUCUUUAUAAUAAUUGGUAACAUUGUCCAAUGAUGAAAUAUAUUUGAUUUUUUAUACACUAGUCUAUCUUAAAAGGUUUCAUGAGGAGCAUAUUCUGGUGAGCUUCAAUGCAAACUUUUAUUAUUUUCAUACCAUUUCAGUUGAACAUGUUAAAUUUCUCCAGCCUUGAUGAGUAUGCAAGUUUGUAAGGAAAUGAAAACAUUGCUUUUCUCAGACAUUGUGUUAUAUACUGUAUGAAUAAUUUAACUCUGACAAAUGUAGGAGAAUCUUGUAUAUUUAUUCUUGUGUGAAUAAAUUCUACAAAGGUUUUUAUCUGUAUUUAUGAGCUAUAAUGCAAGAGUUGUGAUGUCUAAAUACCAGAAUAAAUAAUAUCCAAGUUA